CGGUGACGGGCCGCGCUGGCCUGCGGCAGCCCCUGGGCCUGUCUCCCCGCCCUGCACCCCCAGGGGGUUGGGAGUCCCCGGGACUGGCGCCGGCCGCCUCGGCGCAGCCCUCGGCCGGUGGCCGCUGUCCAGGAGCCGGGUUAAUUAUUUUGAUUGUAAACAUUCCUGGGAACUUCUACAAAUGAAGAUCUUUUUCAGUUCUGCUCAAGGGAAAACUCUGGACCUACCUGUUAGCUCUUAUUAAGAUUAAGAGGUAUUUUUUUUUUUUAUACGUGUGGGUAUUAUAUACAUAGAUGUUUUCAUGAAGAGGAGUGAAAAGCCAGAGGGAUAUAGACAAAUGAGGCCUAAGACCUUUCCUGCCAGUAAUUACACUGGCAGCAGCAGGCAGAUGUUGCAAGAAAUUCGGGAAUCCCUGCGGAAUUUAUCCAAGCCGUCAGAUGCAGCCAAGGCCGAGUACAACAUGAGUAAAAUGUCAACUGAAGAUCCUCGACAAGUCAGAAACCCACAUAAAUUUGGGACGCAUCAUAAAGCCUUGCUAGAAAUCCGCAACUCUCUGCUACCGUUUGCAAACGAGACAAGUUCUUCCUCCCGGAGUUCUUCCGAAGUUAAUCCACAAAUGCUCCAAGACUUGCAAGCUGCUGGGUUUGAUGAGGAUAUGGUUAUACAAGCCCUUCAGAAAACUAAUAACAGAAGUAUAGAAGCUGCCAUUGAAUUCAUUAGUAAAAUGAGUUACCAAGAUUUGCGACGGGAACAGAUGGCUGCAGCAGCUGCCAGGCCUGUUAAUGCCAGCCUGAAGCCAGGGAGUGUGAACCGCAAACAAAGCUGGAAAGGUUCUAAGGAAUCCUUAGCUCCUCAGAGGCACGGAGGGCCCCUAGGAGAAAGUGUGGCCUACCAUCCGGAUAGCCCCAACUCGCAGACAGACGUAGGAAGGCCUUUGUCAGGAUCUGGUCUGACAGCGUUUGCUCAAGGCCACCCUAGCAAUGGGCAGAGAGUGAACCCCCCACCGCCUCCCCAAGUCAGGAGUGUCACUCCCCCGCCACCGCCAAGGGGCCAGACUCCUCCCCCAAGAGGAACCACGCCACCUCCUCCCUCCUGGGAACCGACUUCGCAAACAAAGCGCUAUUCUGGGAACAUGGACUACGCAAUCCCUCGGAUCUCUCCUGUUCCACCUGGAGCCUGGCAGGAGGGCUAUCCGCCACCCCCUCUUAACACAUCCCCUGCUGGCCAAGGACAAAGAGGCAUUAGUUCUGUUCCUGUUGGCAGACAGCCAAUCAUCAUGCAGAGUUCUAACAAAUACAACUUUCCUUCAGGGAGACCUGGAAUUCAGAACGGUAGUGGGCAGACUGACUUUCUGAUACACCAGAAUGUUCCUUCUGGCACCGUGAGUCGGCAGCCACCCCCUCCGUACCCUCUGUCCACAACUAACGGGCAAAGUGCUUCUGCUUUACAGACGGGUGGAUCUGCUGCCCCUUCGUCAUACACCAACGGAAACAUUCCUCAGUCUCUGAUGGCGCCAAACAGGAACAGUCACAACUUGGAGCUGUAUAACAUCACUGUACCCGGACUGCAGACAGCCUGGCCUCAGUCGUCUUCUGCGCCAGCCCAGUCGUCCCCAAGCAGUGGGCACGAUAUGCCUACCUGGCAGCCCAACAUACCAGUCAGGUCAAAUUCUUUUAAUAACCCACUGGGGAGCAGAACAAGUCACUCUGCUAAUUCUCAGUCUUCAGCUACCACAGUCACUGCUAUUACGCCGGCUCCUAUCCAGCAGCCGGUGAAAAGUAUACGUGUAUUAAAGCCAGAGCUACAGACUGCUUUAGCCCCUACGCACCCUUCUUGGUUACCGCAGCCAAUUCAAACUGUUCAACCUAGUCCUUUUUCUGAGGGCCCCCCUGCAAAUAUGACCGUUAUGCCACCCGUGGCUGAAGCGCCCAACUACCAAGGUCCGCCUCCGCCCUACCCAAAACACCUGCUACAUCAAAACCCCCCUUUCCCUCCGUAUGAGUCAGUCCCUAAACCAGGCAAAGAGGAUCAGCCAAGCUUGCCCAAGGAAGAUGAGGGGGACAAAAGUUAUGAAAAUGCUGAUGCUGGGGAUAAAGAAAAGAAACAGAUCACAACUUCACCCAUCACCGUCCGGAAAAACAAGAAAGAUGAAGAGCGAAGAGAGUCUAGAAUUCAGAGUUAUUCUCCUCAGGCAUUUAAAUUCUUUAUGGAGCAGCAUGUAGAAAACGUCCUGAAGUCUCAUCAGCAGCGUCUACAUCGAAAAAAACAAUUAGAGAAUGAAAUGAUGCGGGUUGGAUUAUCUCAGGACGCCCAGGAUCAAAUGAGAAAGAUGCUUUGCCAAAAAGAGUCUAAUUACAUCCGCCUUAAGAGGGCUAAAAUGGACAAGUCUAUGUUUGUGAAGAUAAAGACACUAGGAAUAGGAGCUUUUGGUGAAGUUUGUCUAGCAAGAAAAGUAGAUACUAAAGCUUUGUAUGCAACAAAAACUCUUCGAAAGAAAGAUGUUUUGCUUCGAAACCAAGUUGCUCAUGUGAAAGCUGAGAGAGAUAUCCUGGCAGAAGCUGAUAACGAAUGGGUAGUCCGUCUCUAUUAUUCAUUCCAAGAUAAGGACAACUUAUACUUUGUCAUGGACUAUAUUCCGGGGGGUGAUAUGAUGAGCCUGUUAAUUAGAAUGGGGAUCUUUUCGGAAAAGCUAGCACGGUUCUACAUAGCAGAACUUACUUGUGCAGUGGAAAGUGUCCAUAAAAUGGGUUUUAUUCAUAGAGAUAUUAAGCCUGAUAACAUUUUGAUUGAUCGUGAUGGUCACAUUAAAUUGACUGACUUUGGCCUCUGCACUGGCUUCAGAUGGACACAUGACUCUAAAUACUAUCAGAGUGGUGACCAUCCACGACAAGACAGCAUGGAUUUCAGUAAUGAAUGGGGUGACCCCUCUAACUGUCGAUGCGGAGACAGACUGAAGCCACUGGAGCGGAGAGCUGCACGCCAGCACCAGCGAUGUCUAGCACACUCCUUGGUUGGGACUCCUAAUUACAUUGCACCAGAAGUCUUGUUACGGACAGGCUAUACACAGUUAUGUGACUGGUGGAGUGUUGGUGUAAUUCUUUUUGAAAUGCUGGUGGGACAACCCCCUUUCUUGGCACAAACUCCACUAGAAACACAACUGAAGGUUAUCAACUGGCAAACAUCUCUUCACAUUCCGCCACAAGCGAAGCUGAGUCCUGAAGCAUCUGAUCUUAUUAUUAAACUUUGCCGAGGACCAGAAGAUCGCUUGGGCAAGAAUGGUGCUGAUGAAAUAAAAGCUCAUCCAUUUUUUAAAACAAUUGAUUUCUCCAGUGACCUGAGACAGCAGUCUGCUUCAUACAUUCCUAAAAUCACACAUCCAACAGAUACAUCGAAUUUUGAUCCUGUGGAUCCCGAUAAGUUAUGGAGUGAUGAUAAUGAAGAAGAAAAUGUCAGUGACACUCUCAACGGAUGGUAUAAAAAUGGGAAGCACCCUGAACAUGCUUUCUAUGAAUUUACCUUUCGGAGAUUUUUUGAUGACAAUGGUUAUCCAUAUAAUUAUCCAAAGCCCAUUGAAUUUGAAUAUAUUAAAUCACAAGGCUUAGAGCAACAGUCAGAUGAAGAUGAUCAGCACACAGGCUCAGAGAUAAAAAAUCGUGAUCUAGUUUAUGUUUAGCAUAUAGUUGUGAUGUGGAUUUGUAAAAAAAAAAAAAAAGAAGAAGAAGAAAAACCCAGGGUUUUUUUUAAGGCUCUGCGAAUAAAAUUAUACAAACAUGACAGAGCCAUGUGUGCUCUGUGUACACUAUUUUAUGUUCCUCAAUCAUGCAAACAUGACAGAGCCAUGUGUGCUCUGUGUACACUAUUUCAUGUUCCUAAAUCAUGCAAACAUGACAGAGCCAUGUGUACUCUGUGUACACUAUUUAUGUUCCUAAAUCAUGCAAACAUGACAGAGCCAUGUGUGCUCUGUGUACACUAUUUAUGUUCUUAAAUCAUGCAAACAUGACAGAGCCAUGUGUGCUCUGUGUACACUAUUUCAUGUUCCUCAAUCAUGCAAACAUGACAGAGCCAUGUGUGCUCUGUGUACACUAUUUUAUGUUCCUCAGUCAUGCAAACAUGACAGAUCCAUGUGUGCUCUGUGUACACUAUUUCAUGUUCCUAAAUCAUGCAAACAUGACAGAGCCACGUGUGCUCUGUGUACACUAUUUAUGUUCCUCAAUUACGGGAGAUCCUUUUAAAAUGUUAAUUUAUUCCAGCUUUUUGAAAUCAGUAAUGUAGAAAAAAAUUGUUUAAAAAAAGUAAAUUAUGAACUGAAUAUUUAGUCAGUUCUUGGUACUUAAAGUACUUAAAAACAGUGCUUUGUUUAAAAGGAGAAGCCUGGUAUCUAUUUGUACAUAUGCUGAAAUAAUUUUUAAAAAGAAUUUCUUGAAAGACAGUUUUAGUUUUAUCUUGCUUUAACCAAAUAUGAAACAUAUCUUGUAUUUACAGAGCUCUUAUUUUCCCCUCCUAGAACCUUGUUUGUAAUAUGAAAAAGCUGUCGACAUUAAACCAUGGUGGCAUAACUUACACUUUGGAACUAUGAAAUACAGGGUUGAAACAUGUUCAUCAGGAGGAAAAAUAAUGCUUGUUUAUCCCCCCCCAACACCCAAUAUUCUAGCUUUUACUUCUAAAGAAUUAACUGACUUUGAAAAAAACUAAAGCACUCCCAAUUUUAUUUCUCUAUUGAUAUUUUUAAUGCUGCUUUCAUUUUAAAAGGGAAAAAAAAUCUGCCAUAGAUCAGAAUUUGAUAAUAGAACCUAAGAUGUUUGAUAUUUCUACUUGGAAAGAAAAUCACCAUUCAAAGCACAGAAAGUAUUUCUAGUUUUAUUUGAAACAUUGAUUAGAUAUUUGUGGGCACUCGGUCGAAAAGUAUUUUUUUCUGUGUAGGAACAGUUUUGAUGAUCUUAUCAGAAAUGUUACAGGUUUUCUUUUAGAAACCAGUGAUGUGGGGGCCAGGUGGUAGCACACUUGGUUAAGUGCACACACUACAGUGCACAAGGACCUGGGUUCAAGCCCCUGGUCCCCACCUGCAAGGGGAAAUCUUCACGAGUGGUGAAGCAGGGCUGCAGGUGUCUCUCCGUUACUCUCCCUCUCUAUCUCCCCUCUCUUCUCAGUUUCUCUCUGUUUCUACCCAAUAAUAAAAAAAUAAUCAAUUAAUUAAAAAAAGAAAUCAGUGAUGUGAGCAUGAAUUACUAAAAUGAAAAAUGUGACUGCUGUCAAUAUUUUACCUAAGAGCAUAUUAAUUGGUAAAAAUCUUAUUCUUUAACUCUUAUUUAAGGUGGCUGUAAAUGAAGUUACAUAGUGGUUGUAGAAAACUCAAAUCCAGGGGAAGUCUGGCAGUAGCACAGCAGGUUAGGCGUAAGGAUCCCGGUUGAGCCCCCGGCUCCUCAUCUGCAAGGGGAAUCGUUUCACAAGCGGUGAAGCAGGUCUGCAGGUGUUUCUCCCCCCCCCCCCCCCCCCCCGUCUUUCCCUUUCUCCAUUUCUCUCUGUCCCAUCUAAUGACGACGACAACAGUAAUAACUACAAUAAAACAGCAAGGGCAACAAAAGGAAAUAAAUAUUUAAAAAAUCACUAAAAAAUAAAAAAAAAAGCAAACUCAAAUCCUCCUAGCGUAUUUAAGGUUAAAUAAUACUUUGUUUUUCAGCAUUGCUGUUAAUACCUGUUAUAGAUCAUGCUUAAAUUUUAAGGAAUGCUUAUAUUUUCACACCAGAAUCUUUUUAGGAAGUGGAAGAGGCACUGACAAUAGUAAUGACUAGUGAUAAUCUUUUUUUCCUAAACCCCACUCGUAGGGAAUUGUUUUGUCACAAUUUAGUAUUUGUGAAUGGGUGACAUCAUUUUAUUGGUUUUAAAAUUUAGCCUUCUUUGAAAAAAGCUAAUGGAAACCAUAUGUUUUGACAUAAUUAAAGAUAAAGCUUUUCCAGUUGAAUUGGAGGGAGGGCAGACUUACUAACUCAUACUUGGCCACUUUUCUAAUUAGUUCUCUCAGAUCUCUGCUUGUAGUCACUGUGUAUCUCAGAGUAAUGGUGGACUUUUGGGGCUCAUUGGUUGUUUGAAGAAUCUGAUGAAACUCACAUUUUUUUGCUGUCCAGUUUUAAGAACUGGAAGUAUUCACAAAGUCUAGGUUAAGGAUCUCUGUUAUAUAAAAACAUUAUGUUGCACUGAGAACUCUGCUUUAAAUUUAUUACUAAGUACAUAGCACAUCUUGUAUAAGCACUGGUGGUUUGUGAUGGAAAAGGCCUGUGCCAUAUAGUAAGAUAACUAUGAAUGCCUCUCUCUUGCUGGUCAGGUCAGAUAGAGUUAUUCUAAGUUCUUUGCCACAAGCAUCUUUGCCAUCUAGUUAAUUGGCUAUAAAACAAUCUUGUCAUGUAGAAAGAUAAAAUGACUGGUUGGCAGUGUGGUUUCAGGUUUGGUCUGUACAGUGAUGGGUAGAUGUCGUGGUCCUAAGUAGUUGAUGAUAAAAACUGUGUGUAGUGACUUGAUAGGAAAUACAAUGGGUGGUCCAGGAGAUGGUGCAGGGGACAAAGUGUUGGAUUCUCAAGCAUGAAGUCCCAAGUUUAGGCCUAGUCAUCACAUGUGCAAGAGUGAUACUGUGGUUCUCUCUCUUCUCUUCCUCCUCUGUCUAUUGAAUAAAUAAAUAAGUCAUUUUAAAAACAAAAUAAACUUGAGGACGCAGGAUAAUGGUUAUUACACAAAAAAAAGACUCCAUGCCUGAGGCUCUGAGGCCCCAGAUUCAAUCCCCAACCCCACCAUCAGCCAGAGCUGAAUAGUGCUCUGGUUCUUUGUCUCUCCCUCUCAUUAGAAUGAAAUACAUAGACUGGGGUAGAUAGCAUAAUAGUUAUGCAAA
Molecule: messenger RNA, 6877 nt
Organism: Erinaceus europaeus (western European hedgehog)
Lineage: Eukaryota; Metazoa; Chordata; Mammalia; Eulipotyphla; Erinaceidae
Gene: LATS1
Product: large tumor suppressor kinase 1
Exons: 8
Coding region: 302-3673 (1123 amino acids)
Biological process (GO): G1/S transition of mitotic cell cycle; peptidyl-serine phosphorylation; hippo signaling
Cellular component (GO): spindle pole
Molecular function (GO): protein serine/threonine kinase activity; protein binding; ATP binding
Source: RefSeq, a predicted model, not a curated record